This is a messenger RNA of Cotesia glomerata, 718 nucleotides long. It is a transcript of the gene Srp19, whose product is annotated as signal recognition particle 19 kDa protein. NCBI's taxonomy places the organism in Eukaryota, Metazoa, Arthropoda, Insecta, Hymenoptera, Braconidae. The coding region runs from base 180 to 614 and encodes 144 amino acids. Gene Ontology annotation, cellular component: signal recognition particle, endoplasmic reticulum targeting. Gene Ontology annotation, biological process: SRP-dependent cotranslational protein targeting to membrane; SRP-dependent cotranslational protein targeting to membrane, signal sequence recognition. The transcript has 2 exons. Gene Ontology annotation, molecular function: 7S RNA binding. The record is from RefSeq and is a predicted model, not a curated record.
GAACACUCUAUUAAAGUUGAUAACAACAAAUAAAUUUUUUAGUUAAAAAAUUAAUAAUUAAUAACUAUUGUUAAUUGGUGAAAAAAUAAAUUUUUAGUGUCAUUUGUCACUUUUUACUGGAAAAUUUAAUUAUUGCCUGCUUUGGUGAUUAAAAAACAAUUUUAUAAUUGACAAACGUCAUGGCUGUUGCUUUUAGUGAAUCCAAAAAUCACAGUGAUCGUGAAAGGUGGGUCUGUAUUUAUCCACUGUACAUAAACAGUAAAAAAUCUCGCGCAGAGGGACGUAAGCUGCCAAAGUCAAAAUGUGUUGAGAAUCCAACUCAUCAGGAGAUCAGAGACGUCCUUUUGGCAGCUGGAUUGAAAGUUGGUGUAGAAAACAAAUUACAUCCCAAAGAGCGAAGCAAAGAAUUGCUGUACCGAGGACGUAUCCGUGUGCAAUUGAAAAAUGAUGAUGGCACGCCAGUUAACCCUGAUUACUCUACCCGAGACUCGCUGAUGAGUUACGUUGGGAAAAGCAUCCCCAAUCUGAAAACACGCCAGGGUAAACAGAGCUCUAGUGAACCUCAGCAGUCUUCCUCGACGGCUAAAAAAGGCAAAGGCAAAGGCCGUAGAUAAAUUGUUAAUUUUUUUUUCGAAUAUUUAAUUAUCAAUAAGCAAGACUAUUUUUUAUUGUAAUUAAUGUCAAUACUAAAUAUUAUGAAUAUAAUUUACAAAAUGAA